Molecule: messenger RNA, 1089 nt
Organism: Cyphomyrmex costatus
Lineage: Eukaryota; Metazoa; Arthropoda; Insecta; Hymenoptera; Formicidae
Product: cysteine dioxygenase type 1
Exons: 6
Coding region: 185-877 (230 amino acids)
Biological process (GO): L-cysteine catabolic process
Molecular function (GO): ferrous iron binding; cysteine dioxygenase activity
Source: RefSeq, a predicted model, not a curated record
CUGUAGGCGAGCAAAGACAGCGAGGUAGUACGGAUUAGUACGUUCACGCAGUUAGUGCUCGGCGUACAAAGACUAAAGACUAUUUCUUCGUAGUGCAAUCGUCACAUCUCUGCUUGAGAAAGCAGAGAGAAACUUUUACCGAUUGAAUAGAAUUGUUGAAGUGUCGAAAUACAGCAGCUGAAAAAUGGAGAUUUGCAACCGAGAGGACCGACUGUGCGAUAUGCCGUGCGGAAAAGCGUCGCGCCUCGUUGACAAUGGGGAGAAACUCCGGCGGGAGAAAGUUUCCACCCUGCGGCAACUUAUAGAUGCACUAUACGAGGCCUAUGACACGGAUAAUGUGAAUAUAGAUUACGUUAAAGAUCUGAUGAUGAGCUACAAGAGUAAUCCCGCGGAGUGGAAGAAAUUUGCCAAGUUUGACAGAUACAGAUAUACCAGAAACUUAGUUGACGCAGGGAACGACAGGUUCAAUCUCAUGGUAUUGUGCUGGGGAGAAGGUCACGGGUCAGCCAUACACGAUCAUGCCGACUCGCACUGUGUAAUGAAAAUCCUUCAAGGGAAAUUGUGUGAGACGAGGUACGCGUGGCCCACAGGAUCGGAGACGGAAAACGAGGAUCAACUCAAGGAACUCGAGAAGAACACGCUUGAUGUGAACGAUAUUUGUUAUAUUAAUGAUUCACUAGGUUUGCAUCGCGUUGAAAAUCCAAGUGCGAUGAAUCCCGCGGUCUCUCUGCAUCUGUACUCGCCGCCAUUCUCAUCGUGCUCGGUCUUCAACAAGCAGACCGGGCAAAAGUCUACGUGUAAGGUUACAUUCUGGUCCAAGUACGGGGAAGGAAGAAAUCGGCAAAUUCAAGAUGCCAGAUCUCCAGAGGAUAACUAAUCUAAGCAACAGGGCGGAAACACCACCAGCGAUGUGCUAAUUAAGCGUCGGCGAUAUUCUAAUCGUAUGCGGAAAACGAUUUGCAUCUUCUUGGAUUAGAUCUGGCUACUCACUUUAUGCAUAAAUUAAAACGUCGUUAACUAUUAGUUGGGCUAUUACUAUUGUCCAAUUUUCGUUGUGUAAUCGUAUUUAAGUACUUAAAUUUAUUUGUA